Molecule: messenger RNA, 4888 nt
Organism: Alligator mississippiensis (American alligator)
Lineage: Eukaryota; Metazoa; Chordata; Crocodylia; Alligatoridae
Gene: B3GALT2
Product: beta-1,3-galactosyltransferase 2
Exons: 2
Coding region: 705-1973 (422 amino acids)
Cellular component (GO): membrane
Molecular function (GO): N-acetyl-beta-D-glucosaminide beta-(1,3)-galactosyltransferase activity
Source: RefSeq, a predicted model, not a curated record
AAAGCCCACAUUUAAACUGCUGCCUGCCUGUGCAGCAGCUGAGGAACUAUGGAGUGGAUUUUAUAGACCAAAACCCUCAGUUAAAACUGCUCAAAACGGUUUCUGUUACUACCUAGCAACAAUGAAGGAAGGGAAGGAGGCAAAUCCCAUUAGUGAAUGCAACUGAACCACUACAUGCUAGCACUCGCUGCUAGCAUUAUCACCAGAAAUAUGGAUACUCAGGAGAGAAUACAGCACUGCAUUGUCCGACAAGGGAAAUACCAGAUGUAAAAGCUUCAGUGCAACGAUUGUCGGAGGCAGACAAUCCUGGCUGGAACAGAAACAGGAACUACCGGUCUUUUGUUUGGAAGAUGAACAAAAAAAACCCAAGACGAGGACGCUCCUGAGCAAAGGAGCUAACACAGCAACAGACAGACAGAUGGACAGAUUGGAUAUUGUGAAAAGCAAUCGCAGGAAGCAGACUGCUGGGGGAUGUGCGCAUGUUCGAUAGCAUCUUUUUUGCUGAAGUGAUGGCGUGCCAAAACUAUUUUCAGUGGGUAUAAUCCUCUCACCAUAAAUGGCCUGACCAAGGAAGAGUGAGCCAUUUGUAAAAAAAUAGUCUAAGUGAAUAGCAGAAGAUGAAUACCAAAGAAUAGCAGUGGAUUCAAACAGCAAAACAUUUUCUUCAACCAUUAUCUCAUAUCCUAUUACUGGAUACUUACAACAUGCUUCAGUGGAGAAGACGACAUUGCUGCUUGGCAAAAAUGACCUGGAAUACCAAAAGGUCUCUGUUUCGAACCCACCUUAUUGGUCUGCUCUCUCUUGUAUUUCUUUUUGCUAUGUUCCUGUUUUUUAAUCAUCACGACUGGCUUCCAGGUAGGGCUGGAUUCAAAGAAAACCCUGUGGCUUAUACCAUACGAGGAUUUAGGUCUACAAAAAGUGAAACGAACCACAGCUCUCUAAGGAACAUUUGGAAGGAUGCAGUUCCUCAGACUUUUAGGCCUCAAACAGUCACUAAUUCCAACAACACGGAUCUGUCACCACAAGGAGUAACUGGCUUAGAGAACACACUCAGUGCCAAUGGAAGCAUUUACAAUGAGAAAGGUACUGGGCACCCAACUUCAUAUCAUUUUAAGUAUAUCAUAAAUGAACCUGAAAAAUGCCAGGAGAAAAGUCCUUUUCUAAUACUACUCAUAGCAGCAGAGCCAGGCCAAGUGGAAGCUAGACAAGCUAUUCGGCAAACCUGGGGUAAUGAAAGCCUGGCACCAGGUAUCCAAAUUGUUCGCAUUUUUCUUCUGGGUCUAAGUAUUAAGCUAAAUGGAUACCUCCAACGUGCCAUCCUAGAGGAAAGCAGACAAUACCAUGAUAUUGUUCAACAAGAAUAUUUAGACACUUAUUAUAAUUUAACCAUUAAAACUCUUAUGGGAAUGAACUGGGUUGCUACCUACUGCGCAAAUGUUCCCUACGUUAUGAAAACUGACAGUGACAUGUUUGUCAACACUGAAUAUUUAAUACAUAAGCUUCUGAAGCCAGAACUGCCUCCAAGGCACAAAUAUUUUACUGGUUAUCUAAUGAGAGGGUAUGCACCUAACAGGAACAAGGAUAGCAAGUGGUAUAUGCCACCUGAUCUAUAUCCAAGUGAGCGUUACCCAGUAUUUUGCUCUGGAACUGGUUAUGUUUUUUCUGGAGAUUUGGCAGAAAAGAUAUUUAAGGUCUCUUUAAGCAUCAGACGUUUGCAUCUGGAGGAUGUAUACGUUGGGAUCUGUCUUGCCAAGCUGCGAAUUGACCCUAUGCCCCCACCAAAUGAGUUUGUCUUCAAUCACUGGCGAGUUUCUUACUCCAGCUGUAAAUAUAGCCACCUAAUUACCUCCCAUCAGUUCCAGCCUAGUGAACUGAUCAAAUACUGGAACCACUUACAACAAAAUAAGCACAAUGCCUGUGCCAAUGCAGCGAAAGAAAAAGCUGGCAGGUAUCGCCAUCGUAAACUGCACUAAAAAGGACAAUACUUCUUCUAUAAAAAAGUAUUCCAUGUGCAAUUUGUAAAUAUUGCUGACAGCAUGAACAGUAAAAAUGGAUGAUCUUAAAUGGGACAGUAUUUAGUUAAGCCCCAUCACAUAAUGGGGUUUUGAAAAUUAUUUUUUUAAUUUAAAGAAAAAAAUAUUCUUGAAAACAGUACUAUUACAACACCAGAACCAAAAGGUUUUCCAAACUAAUUUGAAAAAGAUGGUAUACAAAGAUUUUUUGUGUUAAUGUGCAAUAAUAAGCAUGCACACUUUGGUGGUACAAUUGCUAUUUUAUGUGCCAAUAAAAUAUAAUUGAGCAUAUUUCCCACAUCAACUUUUUCUUUAAAGAAACAUCUUCAUUCUUAUAGUCCAAGUCUUUCCUUUCAUUAAAGAUUUUCUUUUUUCUAGAACUGCUGUAAAUAAACCCACUAAUGACAAGCUAAGGAUUUUUAUUUUUUACAUGUGCACAAAAAGGAAAAGAUUCUUUUCUAUUUAGAACCAUAUUAAAAUAUGGUUUCAUAUACACUAGGAGUUUAUUAAUGUAACAUUACAAUUUUAUGACAUAAUCAAUGAAUUUUAAGGAACCAACCAUGUACUUUACUAUAGCCAGAUUUCUACUUUGCAAAAUAUGUUUUUUGGUCUUAAAAAACCUCACAGUUUAGAAAGAUACUAUUGUACAUCAGAGCUUGCAAUGUAAAAUGAGUUAAGGUCAUAUUUUAAAAGUGAGCCAUCACUGAAGGUUACUUCGAACUUUAAGUUGCAUUCUAAGGAUGGUACCAACAUUUGGCGCAUAUGAAAAGAAAUCUGUUGAUGCACUCCUUGCUUGAACAGUGACAUCUACACAGUUAAAAGUACUAUAUCAAAACAAACUUUCCAAACCUUUGGAUAGGUCUCAUUUGUAAAAGAAAAGCCAAAAGUGUAUCAAUAUUGUGCAAAACGAAUAGGACUAAUUGGAUGAUCAUGGUUACAUUAUGGCAAAAUAAACCUAAAAGCCUAUUUUAAACAUACCCCAAGUGAUAAUUUGACAUUUCUGGACAACAAAAUGGUUGGAAAUACAAAAUUGGUUGCCCGAUUUUAUGAAAAAACACUAUUUUGUACCACUGAAAACAAAAAAGUAACAAAAGUAAUUUCAAUGUAUUUACAGAUAUUUCUCCUAAUGUACAGUAUAAGAAAAGUGUUUAAUAACAAGGUUGUAUCAUCCCAGGUCACCGUUUGUUAUUGUAGGAUUUCCACACCUCUUUAGUUUUGGCAGAAACCCAUUCUGGGUCCCCAAUUAGUACUAUUACAGGGUAAAUAUAUUUAAUGAGCUUGUAUUUAAUAUUUAAUUAAAAUUAUUUUAAGUAGAUAUUUUAUUAUUUUUAUUUUAGUUAAAAUGGAUACUAUUUAUGCUCACUACCUGAAAGCCACUCAAACCUGUUUUUACGAAAGGUAAAGAUUAUCUAACAUUGAAACUGCUCAAGACAUAUUGGCUUGCCCUACUGCCCAAGACUUAUUGGCUUGCCCUACUUUUUGUAUUUUCUGAUUGUCAAAUUAGGUGCACCAUAUACAGUGUUUUUUGGAUCAAUUUCUCCUUUACAAGUCUAUGCUAAUAACAUUUAAUCUUAGCAGCCUUUGAUAUAGUUGACCACAGAGCAAUUUUAUAUCCAGGAACCACUAGGUAUGAAUGGAUUGUUUGGGUUUACUUAAAACUCUCAGGGAACAUUAUGAGCUCUUGUGGUAGAGGAGCAAUUUGCCUAUUAUUUACCUUUCGGGUGUUCCUCUUAUGUUCUACCUUAUCAUCCUUGUGUAUUACUCUAGAUACUUAUAUGGUGCAACAGCCACAGUAUUUGUUCACCUUCACAAUACUUAAAAAGAGAGAGCGAGAGCGAGAACCACAAUCUCUUAUUUCCAGAUGUCGGAGGGGAAAAAUGCUUGACUGCUUUAUGUUUAUUUGUGAAGUAGAAUGAGUAUAUUGUGUGAAUAGAAGAAUUAAAAGAAGGCUAAGGUAAGGAAAUAAAUUUUACAUUAUGUUCUAGCGAUAUCCAUUGCCCUUUAUAUGAUACAUUCUCAAGUGUUAAAGAUGUUAGGGCUCUUUUACCAGUGCACUGAAAAUACCUAUUUCUGGUUUUCUUAAAAUUCAGACCUAACAGUUUCUUGUUAGGACAGAGACUAUCCUGGAUGAAAGCUACCUGGUUUAAGAUUAACGUAACAAGAUGGAUAUAAUGCUACUGGCUAUUGGGAAGAGAGACUGCAGGGAGCCAACUGUUCCACAUCAUUAGAGGGUUAUGUUCCAACUUGGUUGAGAGUGAUAUGUAAUCACUGUUUCAUAACUCAUUCAGUACUGUUCCUUGAUCUUUAGCUUAGAGGCCUUUUCCCUAUAAGCAGCUGGCCAAAAGGAUAUUCAUUUUCCUUUCAAAGGAGGUCAUCACUUAUACCCAUCUUCAGCAAUUGCAGGCUGGGCCAUUAUAAUUUGGAUAAUAAUUUGGAUCGCUCAAAAAAAAUCAGCUAAUCAGUUAAUGCAGAACGCUCUUCUUUUCUUGUUAGACAAGGCAGCCAGUGACAUCUCACUACUGAAAUUCUACUGGCUACUGGGUACAAUCCAAGGGGUUAAUAGCUAAACCUUAAGUGGCUUGGCACUUGAACUCUAAGGUUUGGCAGAAAGGCAUCCUCUAGAGGACUCAUAUUUGGAACAUGCUCCUGCUUUCAGUCUGGCAGAGUUUAAGACAGGUUGCAAUACCUAUCAGUUUAGUCUAAAAAAAUCUUUGCCAGUUAAAAUGCCAACAAUCUGGUGCACUGUGUAAGAGCUCCUUAAUUUUGUAAGCCAUACUGAAUGACCAUCAUAAUUUUUAAAAAUUUGUAUUAGUGCCUGCUUCUAGCUUGAAGGCACAUUAUAAAUACAAAUAAAUAUUUGAAUUAUUGGCAAGAUA